CCGGCUCGGCGAAGCAGGGAAGGGGAGAGAAGCAGGAGUCGGGAGACUGCACAGGCCAGAAAGUCUGCGGAGCGGGCCGCGCCCCUGGCCCGCCCGGGCUCCAAGUCCCGCGUCGCCGCCCUGGCGGGGACGGUGCAGCAGGCGGCGGGAUGCGGCGGGGCGGCAGCCUGAGCGCCCCGGAUGGCCCGCGGCGGGGCGGCCUGCAAGAGCGACGCGCGGCUGCUGCUGGGGCGGGACGCGCUGCGGCCGGCGCCCGCCCUGCUGGCCCCCGCCGUGCUGCUGGGCGCCGCGCUCGGCCUCGGCCUCGGCCUUUGGCUUGGCUGCCGCGCGGGCCGCCAGCGCACGCGACACCAGAAAGACGACACUCAAAAUCUGCUCAAGAAUUUGGAGUCUAAUGCGCAGACCCCCUCGGAAACUGGCUCCCCAUCAAGGAGGAGGAAGAGAGAAGUGCAGAUGUCGAAGGACAAGGAAGCUGUUGAUGAAUGUGAGCCGCCUUCCAACAGCAAUAUCACAGCAUUCGCCCUGAAGGCCAAAGUCAUCUACCCCAUCAAUCAGAAGUUCCGGCCUCUGGCCGAUGGCUCCUCCAACCCGUCUCUGCAUGAAAACUUAAAGCAGGCUGUUUUGCCACACCAGCCGGUAGAGGCCUCUCCUUCCAGCAGUCUGGGGAGCCUGAGCCAGGGUGAGAAGGACGACUGCAGCUCCUCAUCCAGCGUCCACUCGGCCACCAGCGAUGACAGGUUUCUCAGCCGCACCUUCCUCCGGGUGAACGCCUUCCCUGAAGUGCUGGCCUGCGAGAGUGUAGACGUUGACCUGUGUAUCUACAGCCUUCACUUAAAAGACCUGCUGCAUUUGGACACGGCACUGAGGCAGGAAAAGCAUAUGAUGUUUAUUCAGAUUUUUAAAAUGUGCCUCCUUGACCUUCUUCCUAAAAAGAAGUCAGAUGAUGAACUAUACCAGAAGAUCCUUUCAAAACAAGAAAAAGAUUUGGAGGAACUAGAAAAGGGACUUCAGGUCAAACUGUCAAACACAGAAAUGUCGGGGGCUGGUGACUCUGAGUACAUCACCCUGGCUGAUGUGGAAAAGAAGGAGAGAGAAUACUCUGAACAGCUAAUCGAUAAUAUGGAAGCUUUCUGGAAACAGAUGGCAAAUAUCCAGCACUUUCUUGUGGACCAGUUUAAGUGUUCCAGCUCCAAAGCCCGACAGCUGAUGAUGACUCUGACGGAAAGAAUGAUUGCAGCCGAAGGGCUAUUGUGCGAUUCUCAGGAGCUGCAGGCUCUGGACGCCCUGGAGAGGACGAUGGGGCGGGCGCACAUGGCAAAAGUGAUUGAGUUUCUGAAGCUGCAAGUCCAGGAGGAGACCAGGUGCCGGCUGGCUGCCAUCUCCCACGGCCUGGAGCUGCUGGCUGGUGAGGGGAAGCUGUCCGGGCGGCAGAAGGAGGAGCUGCUCACGCAGCAGCACAAGGCCUUCUGGCAGGAGGCAGAGCGCUUCAGCCGGGAGUUUGUCCAGCGAGGCAAAGACCUGGUCACGGCGUCUCUGGCUCACCAGGUGGAGGGAACGGCAAAACUCACGCUGGCCCAAGAGGAGGAACAGAGAAGCUUCCUGGCUGAGGCCCAGCCGACUGCUGACCCGGAAAAGUUUCUCGAGGCUUUUCAUGAGGUCCUGGAGAGGCAGAGGCUGAUGCAGUGUGACCUGGAGGAAGAGGAGAAUGUCAGAGCCACCGAGGCUGUGGUUGCACUCUGCCAGGAGCUGUACUUCAGCACCGUGGACACUUUCCAGAAGUUCGUGGAUGCCCUGUUCCUUCAGACGCUCCCUGGCAUGACUGGCCUCCCCCCGGAAGAGUGUGACUACUUGAGGCAGGAAGUCCAGGAGAACGCUGCCUGGCAGCUGGGGAAGUCAAAUCGCUUCCGGAGGCAGCAGUGGAAACUCUUCCAGGAGCUCCUAGAGCAAGACCAGCAGGUGUGGAUGGAGGAGUGUGCGCUGUCCAGCGUGCUGCAGACACACCUGCGGGAGGACCACGAGGGCACCAUCCGCGGCGUCUUGGGCCGACUGGGCGGCCUCACUGAAGAGUCCACGCGGUGUGUCCUGCAGGGGCAUGACCUGCUGUUGCGCUCAGCCCUCCGGAGGCUGGCACUCCGCGGCAACGCCCUGGCCACCCUGACGCAGAUGCGGCUAUCGGGGAAGAAGCACCUCCUGCAGGAGCUGCGGGAACAGCGUGCACUGGAGCAGGGGUCCUCCCAGUGCCUGGACGAGCAUCAGUGGCAGCUGCUCAGGGCCCUGGAGGCGCGUGUGCUGGAGGAGGCCAGCCGGCUAGAGGAGGAAGCACAGCAGACACGGCUGCAGCUCCAGCAGCGGCUCCUGGCCGAGGCCCAGGAGGUGGGGCAGCUUCUGCAGCAGCACAUGGAGUGCGCCAUUGGGCAGGCGCUGCUGGUGCAUGCACGGAAUGCAGCCACCAAGAGCCGGGCCAAGGACAGGGAUGACUUCAAGAGGACACUGAUGGAGGCGGCAGUGGAGAGCGUCUACGUGACCAGCGCUGGUGUCAGCCGCCUGGUGCAGGCGUAUUACCAGCAAAUCGGAAGGAUCAUGGAGGACCACGAGGAGAGAAAACUGCAGCACCUGAAGACCCUGCAGGGUGAGAGGAUGGAAAAUUACAAACUGCGGAAAAAGCAAGAACUCAGCAACCCUUCGUCGGGCAGCAGGACGGCAGGUGGCGCUCAUGAGACCUCCCAGGCGGUCCACCAGAGGAUGCUGUCCCAGCAGAAGAGGUUCCUGGCCCAGUUCCCAGUGCACCAGCAGAUGCGUCUGCACGCCCAGCAGCAGCAGGCAGGAGUCAUGGACCUUCUGGAAGCCCAGCUGGAGACCCAGCUACAGGAAGCUGAACAGAACUUCAUCUCCGAGCUGGCAGCCUUGGCCCGAGUGCCCCUUGCUGAAAGCAAACUGUUGCCUGCUAAGCGUGGGCUGCUAGAGAAGCCCCUAAGGACUAAAAGGAAGAAGCCCCUGCCCCAGGAAAGAGGGGACCUGGGGGUGCCCAACAAUGAGGACCUUGCCUCCGGGGACCAGACCUCAGGCUCACUCAGCAGCAAAAGGCUGAGUCAGCAAGAAAGUGAAGCUGGGGACAGUGGGAACUCAAAGAAGAUGCUAAAGAGAAGAAGCAACUUGUAGUUUAAGACCAGUCGGUGGGACAAGACCUGAAGCCCUGGGUCUGGGUGUGAAUUCCACCUUCCCUCCUGCAGUGCUGAGAGGCAGCGAGGACGGAGAGGACAGCGGCAUCUCUAGGCUCUUCUGAGAGGGACAGAGAAAGAAUAGAAAUGUGCCCUAAAAGCAUAAAUGAGUAUCACCUGAGAAAAUUAGGCAUUCCCGUCUUGGAAACACGUCUCUGUGAGUUUGCAUUUCAUUUGGCUUGGAGCCCUGGCUCGAUGCCUCAUGGAUCUUUCUCCCCAAGGAGGGACGUCUUGAGGGGUCCGAGCCUCAGGCCAAGGACCCCUGAUGCAGACUCUGGAAUCCCUGGCCCAAAGGCCUGUCUGGGCCCAUCUGGGGCUGAGGACACACAGAUACAUAAUGACACCUGCAGAAAUGUAUUCUCUGAGGACACUUAGAAUAUGAGGAAGAGGGUGUGGCCCAACCCUCACUUCACCUGGGGAGGGGCUUCUUCCGGACAGUAGACACCCUGCCCGUGCAGAGAGAUGUCAUGGGGGCACCUGCUCUCCCUGAUAGAUGCUGAGAGCAUCCAGAAACUUCCAGACCAGCCCUCUCACCACACCCAGAAGAGGCCUUUCCCAUCUGGAGAGAAGCUUCCAGACCAGCCCUUCACACACCACAGCCAGGAGGGGCCUUUCCCACCUGGAGAGAAACUUCCAGACCAGCCCCUCAUACCACAGCCAAGAGGGGCCUUUCUCACCUGGAGAGAAAUUUCCAGACCAUCCCCUCUCACCACAGCCAGGAGAGGCCUUUCCCACCGGUAGAGAAACUUCCAGACCAGCCCCUCACACCACAGCCAAGAGAAGCCUUUCCAGCCUGGAGAGAAACUUCCAGACCAGCCCUCUCACUACAGCCAGGAGAGGCCUUUCCCGCCUGGAAACUUCCGGACAAGCCUCUCACACACCACAGCCAGGAGAGGCCUUUCCCACCUGGACAGAAACUUCCAGACCAGCCCCUCUCACCACAGCCAGGAGAGGCCUUUACCACCUGGAGAGAAGCUUCCAGACCAGCCCCUCACACCACAGCCAGGAGAGGCCUUUCCCACCUGGAGAGAAACUUCCAGACCAGCCCCUCAUACCACAGCCAAGAGGGGCCUUUCUCACCUGGAGAGAAACUUCCAGACCAGCCCCUCACACCACCGCCAGGAGAGGCCUUUCCCACCGGGAGAGAAACUUCCAGACCAGCCCCUCACACCACAGCCAGGAGAGGCCUUUCCCACCGGGAGAGAAACUUCCAGACCAGCCCUCUCACUACAGCCAGAAGAGGCCUUUCCCACCGGGAGAGGAACUUCCAGACCAGCCCCUCACACCACAGCCAGGAGAGGCCUUUCCCGCCUGGAGAGAAGCUUCAGGCCAGCUCCUCACACCACAGCCAGGAGAGACCUUUUCUGCCUGGAGAGAAACUUUCAGACCAGCCCCACACACCACAGCCAGGAGAGGCCGUUCCUGCCUGGAGAGAAGCUUCCAGACCAGCCCUUCACACCACAGCCAGGAGAGGCCUUUCCCACCUGGAGAGAAACUUCCAGACCAGCCCCUCUCACCACAGCCAGGAGAGGCCGUUCCCACCUGGAGGGAAAAUUGCUCCUUUGAUGGAGGUUAGGGACUGUCACCCUCAGCACUGUGAACAUACCGGGCGAGAUCAUUCUUCAGGGGAAGGAGCUGCCCAGAGCAUCACAGGAUGUUCCAGUGUCCCUGGUCUCUGCCCACCAGAUGCCAGCACUCCCACCAUUCGUGGCAACCAAGGAUGUCUCCAGACACUGCCCCGUGUCCAUGGGGUUAUCACCCACUGUGCUGAGUCAAAGGGUGCCUUGCCCUGGUCUAAUCCAGGACAUAGCCGUGGAUACGUCCAAAAAUCCCCAGAACCUAGUGAGCCCUCUGGCUCUGGGAGCCCCUAUCUCAGGAAUUUUCAGGGUCAUUUGUGACUUUUCAUUUCUUAAAACCUGAAAUAGACUCUCUUAGAAACAAGUGACUCCUUCCCAGUGGCCAAAACUUAAUCAUCAGAGCGCUUCCUUCAGUUCCUCACCCAUCAGCCAGUGGGCUCUCCAAAGUUAACCAACAGCUCCCUCUUGUGGUUCACUAAAAAACUUGGUUAUUCCAUGGAGUUGUGCAAAGCUAUGGCUUCCUUGGUGCAAUAUUCUUAAAACCUGCUUUGCAUAGAAAUCACUUUUGCCCAGGCUGGAGUGCAGUGGCGUGAUCUCGGCUCAUGGCAAUCUCCAUCUCCCGGGUUCAAGCGAUUUUCCUGCCUCAGCCUCCCCAGUAGCUGGGACUACAGACGUGUGCCACCACGCCUGGCUAAAUCUUUUUUGUAUUUUAUUUUAGUAGAGACGGGGUUUCACCAUACUGGCCAGGCUGCUCUCGAACUCCUGACCUCAUCGUCCACCUGCCUCGGCCUCCCCAAAGUGCUGAGAUUAGGCGUUAGCCACCGCGCCCGGCCAGAAAUCACUUUUAUAUUGUCACAUGGGCCCUCUGCACAGAGUCCGAUGGCUCCUCCCGGGGAAGCCUGAUUUUGUGACGUGUGUAUAGUAAAUGCAGGCCCUCUGGCAGCACCAUAAUUGGUCGGUUACCCUGAGCCCAGAGCUCUGAAAGCAUCUGUGGAAUGAUCACGGGACCCUUCUCCUCUGAGAAGGCUCCCGGCUGCCUCCCCGCCACCGAGCUUGUAGCCUGAAUGCCUGGCUGUCGCAUGGAGCAUUUUGCUUCUGGGGUGUCUUCCUUAGCCAAAGGGAACGUGUCAUUUGCUCGACCCUGGCCCACCCUUGCCGCCCAGCUGUUGUGCUGGGCACAGUCUGGGGCACAGGCCUCCAUGAUGAAGACGCGUGGGCUGUCGGUGCUUUCAUCCGUCACAAACUGGCACCUGUACCUGCCAGCAGGAGCAUGAUGGGGACUUCCAUGCUGGAAUUGCUCCCUGAUUAAAAUGAGAUAUGGCUAUUUGGAAGACACUGCAUUUUAGCCAGUGUACCUGGGCACAGACUCGGGGCUGCCCUGAAGCUGAUGAAGGCUUGAAGGACGGAAGGGCUGAGCCACAUGAAGGCAGCACUCAGGGCCAGGGGAGAGAGAAGAGGAUCAGCAGUGCAGCCCCAGGAUGCCUCGCAGACGUGCCUUCUGCCAUGAUUGUGAAGUUCUAGCCACGUGGAACUGUGAGUCCAUUAAACCUCUUUUUCUUUAUAAAUUACCCAGUCUUGGGUAUGUCUUUAUCAGCAGAGUGAGAACAGACUAAUACACCAACAAAUGCAGAGGGGCCAGAACCACCCCUUCCUGGGACAUCAGAGCCAACAGUUAAGUGGUCUGGAUUCCAAACUCAUUUACUUAAUGUCGAUAGGUUGAAAUUGGCCAUGGCAAGAGACUUAUGUUGAAACUUAAUACCCAAUGUGGCAGUACUGAAAGGUGGGGCCUGUUAGAGGUGAUUGGGUCAUGAGGGCUCUCCCUUCAUGAAUGGAUUAAUUCAUUCAUAGAUUAAUGUAUCAGUGAGUCAGUGGAUUAAUGGGUUAUCAUGGGAGCGGGACCAGCAGCUUUAUAAGCAGAGGAAGCGAGACCUGAGCCAAUACACUCAGCCCCCUCACCAUGUGAUGCCCUGCACUGCCUUAGGACUCUGCAGAGUCCCCACCAGCAAGAAGGCUCUCACCAAAUGCACCAGCACCACCCCAACCUUGGACUUCUCAGUCUCAAAGUCUGUAAGAAAUGAAUUCCUUUUCUUUAUAAAUUACCCCAUCUCAGGUAUUCAGUUACAGUGAUGCCAAAUGGACUAAGACAGAAAAUCGGUAACAGAAGUGGGGUCCACAGAACUAGCAAACACUACAAACAAGGGCUUUCUACCCCACCCACCUUCACCCAUUGUUCAACAUUGAUUUGGCAGCACACUUCUGGACCACUGAAUCAGAAGGGUCAAUCACCUGACUUACAACAAAGGCCCCACUGCAUCUUAAUGGGGGAAAGAAUAGUCUUUGCAAUAAAUGGUGUUGGGUCAAUGGGAGAUCAUAUGGGAAAUGGAGAACCUUCAGUCCUACCUUAUAUUGUACAUAAAGAUUAUUGAGAGAUGGCUCAGAGACCUAAAUGUGAAAGAUAAAACUUCUAGAAAAAACCCAGAAGACUACUGUGGUAGGCAGAAUAACGCUCCCCGUCCCUGCCAACAAGAUGACCACAUCCUAAUCCCUGGGCCUGUGAGUAUGUUAUGUCACAUGGCUGGGAGAAUUGGGUUGCAGAUGAAUGAAUGAGAAUAGCCUUCCCCUAAAACUUUCUGAGAAACUCUCUCUCCCUCCUCCCAAAAUCUCAAGAGGUAAAAGGAAGUCACAUGCCUUAAAAGGAGUGUUGCAGCUCAGUCUCCAAGAACUAAGGAUUAUCUGAGCUACCAGGUCUCCUGUCCCCUGUAACUGUGCCUCUUGGAGGCGCUGGGGAACCCAAAGUUCGACAUGGGCUCUAGAUUAUGCUGGUUGGACAGUGGCUCCCAUGACCUGGGAGUCAGGCAAGCACCCCGUCAGAGUCUGUCUUAGAGAAGGUGCUAGGGCUGCUUCUGCUUCCACUUCCACCCUGACAGGACUGAGGAGGCCAGGCCCAGAGAACAGGCUGGAUAACUUCAUCCUGCCAACUUUACUUUUCUGGAAGUUUCCCUUUAAUAGUCCAAAUGGGCCAAAGCCGAACAUCAAAAAUCCUUACCAUCCGUUCUUGGUCUUUCCAUCCAAAAAUCCUUACCAUCCAUUCUUGGUCUUUCUCAGUAGUUAGUUAACCUUGUUUCAAGGAAGUCUAUAACUGACCCUGAGCCAACACUUCUUUCAACCUUGACAAAGGUAUCCACACGAAGCCGAGGAGCGGGGGAGGAGAAGGGUACAUGAAAAGCCCUGCGUUGAUGUGGGACCAGAGCAUCCAAAGCCAUCUGCCUCAAAUGCCCUUGGAGCUCAGUAAUUAGGAGCAAGGAGCUUUGGACUAGGGCCCAAAGUGCCUGGGUCCUGGAUUCAAAUCCUGGUUCCAUCACUUCCUAAGUGUGUGAUCCUAAACAAGUUAUUGAUCUCACUCUGAGUCAGUUUCCUCAUCUGUACAAUGGGGAUAAUAAUCCCUACCUCAUAGAGCACCUGGCAUAUAGCAACUGCUAUACAGCUAUCAGCCCAUGUAUUUGUUGUCAUUACCAGCAACUUCAUCACUAUCACCAACACCACCAUCAUCAUCACCACUAUCGUCACCAUCAUCACCAUCACCACCAUCAUUACUGUCACCACCAUCAUUGUCAUCACUAUUACUAACAACAGCUAAUGGAAGCAAGCAACUUUGCCUGCUGUUUUUAUCCGUCCUUUAGUGUAUCUCUAGCUCAUGGAAAUGGAAGGAAGAAAUGUGAAGUUUAGGAGAUUGGAGCUUCCAGUCUGAGGCUGAUCCAUACAAUACAAGAAGAAAGAGAGCCAGGAAAGGCCCAACAGGAGGGAAUCAAUGCAAGAUUUGAGCCUAUUUUGUGGAAGCCCGCCCAUCAGCCGUCUUCCCUCUCUUCGCCUCCUUGGGUCUCAGGAACUCAGCCUUCAGAAGUCAUGAACUGAAUCUCUCCUCCCACCCCCACAUCCACCAGUCUCUACCAAGAGUGAGUCCUCAGGAAGCAGCCACCACCAUUCGUUAUCACGCGGGGGGACUGCCAAGCAUUCGUACCCAAUCCAGACACCACCACUGAAAUGAAAGUGCCCUAGUCAGGUCAGUGGGCAGUUCAUUUUCUUUAUUUUUUCACAAGCUUUGAAUUCAGAAAUAAGAGCCACAACAAGUUGGUUGUUAAGUAAAAAUGGGAGUGAUUACAAAGGAAAACUUUGUACAAAACUUUAAAAAUCUGACUGCCCCGUCAACUGCCUCAGAGGGACCAGGACUCAGGCCACGCAGGGGCAGCCAUCAGCCCCCCAUCGUCAGCCCCGAAUGGGGAUGGGGAGACCUCUUUCUGAGUGUGAACCUGGCUCGGCCUGAAGCCUAGAGCUGGCUUGAAGAACACACACAGACCAGAAGACAGCACGGUGAGUUACAAGUGCCACGGAGACCAGGGUUUCUGACACAGGAUGUGGAGGAUGCUUCUCUGCAACCUAGUGCAAGGCUUCCCCUGCCAUUCCGAGAAUUCACGGAUCUCACAGGUGGAGGUGGGGCGAGCUUCUUUCUAGUGUGGACCAGAGGUGGGGGCAAUGAGUAAACAUCUUCACUGUAAGGGUUUUGGGACUGCCCCUCAGGGCUUGAGGUCUCGGCAUCGUGUCUCAGUCAGUCCUUGGCGAUGUCCCCUCAGACGCACUCACAGACUUGCAUACGUAAUUUAGUAACAUGCAUCAACUAUCCUAGAACAUCUACAGGGUGCAAAGGAACCACCACUCAGAGAAUCAUGGAGCCAGUGGAGUUAGAAGUGGAAGGGACAGAACAAGACAAUGCUAAAACCUGUGGUUCACUAGGAAGGGGGAAUGAAAACACCAUGCUCCGAGGUGGAUUCAGCAUGAACACAACUGUGGGGCAAGGAAUUUCCAAGCAAACACACCACACUAGUACCACUUCUUCCUAAACAGAAAAGGGAAAGAGCAUCCUUCGACUUCCCCCUCCCUCCAUCAGCACCAACUAAAACUGUGGGUUUCAAAAACACUGACAGGAAAAGGGAUGGACAUGAUUCCCAGAAUCCUUCAGGCUAGCUCCUCCGCGCAUCCACGUUCAACCGAGGCUGGUGAUGUUGGAGCGGCCACCAGGGGGCGCCACGAUGCGGUGGCCGGUGCGCCUGGGAUUGUUGUCAUCUAUCUGGGCACCUGAAAGAGAGCGCCAAUCGCUGCUGGAUGGGAUCUGUUAGCAUCAGUUCCACGCUGCUCCUGGAGGCCAUGUACUCUGCCAUGCACUCCACUGGACCCACCUUCAUUCAGGGCUCAGUCCAGGACCAGCCAUGGGAAGCCUCCCUGGCCUCCACAGAGUCCACUGCUCCCUCUUCUGUGCCCCUCAGUCCCUGGGCUCCCCCCACCUUCAGCCCUGACCACCUUGUGGUGUUCUUGUCAAAAUCCCCAGUAAAAUCCGACAUUCCUGAGACAGGUGAUCAAACACUUACUGAGUGCCUACUGUGUGCAGGCGCACAUUUGGUGCUUUAACAUGUUACUGCAUUUAGGGCACACAAUCAUACUAUGAAGGGGGUGUUUGUACUCCCAACUUACGGGUGAGCAAUUUGAGGUUCAGGCCACGUGUCUUGCGGGACACAGGUGUUGGGUGGGGAAGCCAGGAUUGAAGCCCAAACUGGUUGGUUUUCAAAGCCCAUGAUCUUAGGCACACUGUCCCACACUCCAAAGGUAUUUUACAUAUUGUGUGUGUACACAUUUGUAUAUGCAUGUGCAUAUGUGUGUGCAUGUGCAUGUGAACUCCGCAAGCUGGAUUUACUUCCCUCAUUGGCGAUAGGUGGAUCUGAAGGGGGGGGGGGUGGUGUGCAGAGGUUCUUAAUUUUAAUCUUUCAAAACCAACCAUCCAUUCUACUUUUACCUAUUCUCUUGCAUAAAGAUGUAAAAUUCUAGCAGCAAACCCAGUGCCUGGAGCUCAACAAAUAUUUAUUAAAUGAGUAAAUCAUGAAGGGUGGAUAAUGCUGAAAGGUGGGAAGGAUAGAGUCCUUAUCAGGGAGGGGAAGUUGAGCCGGCGGAACUGAGGAAAAUCAAAAAGAGAAAGCAAAUAAGCUGUAAGUCUGCCUUUCUUCAUGGUCUACAACACAGCCUUCCUGUACUCAACUUAUCACCAGAUCCUCAGCUAACAGAAAAACGUAAGUAAGUUAGCUCACUGCAACCACAGCAUUAUCAGUACUGCACAAAGCCCUCUUCGGCACACAGCACAAGCACCAUCCUAUAAAAUCUCCAGCAAGCCUUUGUUUCCUUGCAGUCGGCUCCUUUCUUGCUGACCUACCCACUGUACCCUUUCAUACUUUUUCUAAUACAUCUGACUUUCUUUACCGACAACUGUCUUGGUGAAUUUUUUUUACUAGCUGCAGAACACUGGCCCCAGGUAGUUGUCACCUGCAACAGGAAGGAGACUCAAGUUUCAGUGCUAAUCAUGCCUUGAAUUUGGGCAAUUUGGAGUAAGACACCACCCCACUCCCUUGGCCUCAUUUCCUUUUCUGCACAAUAAGAACAGUAGACUAGAUGAGCCCCUUCCAACUCCAACAUUACAUGAUUUGUCUAUGUAAGCCACUAAGAAUUUGGUUCACAGUAGUGACUUUUCUUUUCUCCCAUUGUUUCACUGGUAGACAAUAUGUCUUCUUGCAAUACAAGUCUCCCCUAAAGGCCUGGAAUCAGGCCUAGCACUUAGUAACUUUUUCCUUACAACCAUCUGUACCUUGCUGGUUGCAUGUCUGUACUUUGAAAAUACCUGCUGGAAAAAAGGACACUAAUAUGGUUUGGACUUUUGUCCCCCAAAACUUCGUGUUGAAAUUUGAUCCCAAAGUUGGAGGUGGGGCCUAAUGGGAGGGGUUUGGGUCAUGAAGGACAGACCACUCAUGAAUGGCUUGGUGUCAGCCUUACAGUAAUGAGUAAAUUCUUGCUCUAUUAGCUCUCGGAAGAACUGGUUGUUAAAGAGCACCUCUGCCUUCUUCCUCUGUUGCCAUGUGAUCUCUGCACACGCUAGCUCUCCUUCGCCUUCUGCCAUGCUGGAAGUAGCCUGAGGCCCUCACCAGAAGCAGACGCUGGCACCGUGCUGCUUGUACAGCCUGCAGAGCCGUGAGCCAAGUAAACCUCUUUAAUUACCCAGCCUCAGGUAAUCCUUUAUAGCAAUGUAAAUGGACGAAAACAGACACUAACUCAUGGUACAGCUCUAUAACGUAACAUACGCAGAUAUUAAAAAGGGCAUCUGUGAGGUUGUUAUGAUGUUGGAAAGCAUCUGUGUUGUUGGUACCAAAUGAAGUCACCUAUCAACCUGCCAAGAGGCUGGCUGACAGCAGUGGUGCUGUGGGCCUCAGGAGGACUAAGAGUGAAACUGAGAGAACAAGGGUGAGGAGGGGCCCUUCCAGGUGGCUUUUAACUUCAUUGUUAUUCUUGUUCUAAGAACAACGGGGAGGAGGAUUUUCUGUCCAUGUUUAAUUGCAAUUGUGCAGUGUUUAAUUGCAUAACUCCAGAACAGUGGUCCAGUUUGCAAACUCCUUGAGAGCUUGUGUCUUGUUGCACCCAGAUAGCUUUUUCCCAGGAUGAAGCCAAUCCCUGGUUUGCUGAUUGAGCAUCACAUGACUUUUAGCAUUCUAUUUAGGGUCCAUUUUGUGCAAAAAUAUGAAACACUGGAAGCUCUUCCAUCAAAGUCUUAUGGAGAGUGAGAUGAAUGGGGAGGCCUCCUUGAUUCAUGCCUCCUCGGCAUAAUCACUGAAUCAGACACUUCCUGAAUGGAUAAGAGGUUCUGCCACCACACAAUCUGAAUUCACACGUCAUCCUCUCUCUCUCUCUCUCUUUGCCCCUUCCACUCUCUCUUUUGCUAAGCAUAUCGCCUUUCCUGACCAGGAAUUAGCAAACGGGUCCAUUGACCAAAUCCGGCCCACCGCCUGUUUCUGUACGAUCCAUGACCUGAGAAUAGUUUGUACAUUUUCAAAUGGCUAUUGAAUAUAACAUCCUAGAUGUUGACAUCCUAGAUGUUGCCUCUUAGCUUACAAAGCCUAAAGUAUUUACUAUCCGGCCUUCUAAGAAAAAAAAUCACCAUACUCUUAGUACCCAGCACGGUGUGCAACCCAUGCAACGCCUCAAAGAGUUUGCAGGACAAAAUUCCAGUUCAACUUUCUCAACGUGUGCGUGCCUGCCCUCAUGUGGCCAUCUCACCAAAUCACAGAUACACUGCCCUGAGACCUUAAGAAAGUCAGGAGGGAUCAGGUCAACAUCUAAUUUUGUUCCCACACAUUUGUUGAGCACCAAGUCCUGGUAUUUUGACACUGGAUUUCUUGGGGCUUCCGUUUCCUCUUUAAAUAAAUAGGGUAUAAUGUUACUUUAUGGAGUAGUGAGGAUAAAAUAAAAUCAUGGGUUAUGAAAGUGCUUAGUACACUGCAGUGGGUGAACAGGCUAAAGACUUACACAGAGCACAUGCCCUGCAAAUGGCAGCUACUCCCAUCUCUUGUUCAUCCCCACCACUCCAUGUUUACUUUCAUGAGGAAGAGUGUGAAAGUGUCCCCAAAUGUGUGUAAGGAUGAGCACUGGGACAAUUUUGGUACCUCUCUUUGUAAACCCACAUCAGGUACCACCAUGUUGCCCCCCUAACAUGGACCCCCCUCUGCUUGGUGACCAUGCCAGCCCACUCUGCCCCACCAGUGAGAGCAGGCUCGGGUGGGGCACACUCCCUUCCCUGCUUCUUCAUCUAGUGUCCAAGGCCACGUGUCCAUUUCCUCAGAAGCAGCAGGAAGGACUCGGCCUGAACUGCUGCAAUUGUGGGGAGCCUGGGCCACCACUCUUUCCUACCUGAUAAGCUGAAGUUGGACUGGUGGAGGUUUCUGAUGGGUGGGGGCUGGUGUUUAGAAGGCGAAGAUUUGGCUGAAGGAGCGGGAGUUGCAUAUUUGGGUGUAGCUGGUACCUCGUACACAGGACCGUCAUACAUGCCCCUGGAAACCCCUUGCAAUCCAAAAACCUAAACAGAGGAAGGGAGAGUGUGAUUGAUCGACACUGUGCAUGUGUGCCCUUCUGGGCAGAUAAAGCAGAGCCCUGCGGGCGAGAGAGAAACCUGAGGUCACUUCAAAUGUGCAUGCACACACACACACAACACGCACACACGACAGGUGCACUUCACACACAUGCAGCCGCACACAGGCAUUCAUACACACAAGCAUGCAUACACACACAUCUACAUACCCACAUGCAUACACAUACAGACGCACACACCACGCACACGCACUCACAUACAUGCAGUCAUGCACACAUAUAUGCAUGCACAUGCAGUAACAAAACAGGCCUACACAGUAGCAUACACGCGUGAACACGCACACACACUUAAAUCACAUACAGAUCUUCACAAAGGCAUACUCACAUAUGUAUACACAUGCAUACAUGCCCACACACACACUCAUACAGGUAUACACACCCAUAUAUACACUUACACACACGCAUACUCAUACACACAAAGCUUCAUGCAGGAGGACCCCAAAUCCCUUCCAAAGAGAAGUCACUUUGCCUGACACUACCACCUACCCACCCCCGGAAAGGACCCCUGAGUCCCAGACAAGGCAGCAGCAACGGGCCCAUCUUCAUGUAUGUUCUUGUAGAAGUCAACAGCGAGGCAAAGAUUCGGGGGGCAGAUAGUUUGUUGGGAGAUGGUUCCAGAAAGGGGGAAGGAGUGGGGAGCUGAGACAGGGAGGGAGAAAACUCAGUACAGAGGGACAAGGAGUGGGCCAGGUCUAUGGGGGGCAGGGCUGGGGAUGCUGUGGGGAGGACACCUCCACACCAGCCUGCAGGAGGACGAGGAAGGAGGGCAAUGGAGCCACAGCCCUAGCCCCACUGGGAAAGGGUUGUGGGGGCAGAGACCCUGAAAGCAGCAGGGCUUCCAGGCAGGAGGCUGUCAGCCUGCUGGGAACUGCUGACAGCAGCCCAGGUGACCUCAGGGAUGGCCAAGGUUGGGAGGGCACCUGCUCCAGGCACUGGAGAACAGCAUGUGUUCAGGGACCUGUACAGGGUCCCAGCAUGAGUCAGUGGCAGUGCCCUAACCCAACACGGGGCUUCAUCCUCCAUAUCAGGUGACAGUGCCCUGACCCCAGGCCUGGCUCCCUCCUUCUCUGCAGGUGAUAGCACCCUGACCCCCAGCUCUGGGCUCCUGUCUCUCCAUAGGAGGAAGCCUUAAUUUUAGCACCAAGUUUAAAGACCCAGCACCUGCACAUCAUGUCAACGGCCCUCCCCUCUGUCCCUGGAGCCCUGCUCCCCGACUCCCUGGGCCUCACUGUAUCCUGUGCAUUCUCUGUGGCUGUGGCAUUGCUUCCUGGGUGAGGCCGUUCAUCACUCCCUGAAGCUCAGGUGGCCAGAGGCAGGCUCUGAUGCAGGUCUCUCCUUCACCUGGUCUAGCUCCUGCAGGCAUGAAGGAAUCCCUGUGCAAUGGGACCCCCCGAUCCUAUUGCUCCUGCAAAUUGCUGUCUUGGCAUUUGGGGUCAGAUAUCUGCCCUCACGGAAGCUGACUGUUAACCGCAGGCCUCAGCUUCAGACCAAGAAGGAAAUGAAGCCAGCCAAGGGGUGUGUCUGCCUCUUCAGUGGGUGUCCCAGCCAGGGAUUUCCAUGAGUCCCCUUGUCCUCAUAUGGCCUGCUGCCUGUGCCUGGCCUUGUCUCGGAUCUGACUUGUUUCCACCCCAUCCCUUGUUUCCCCAUCCAGUGCAAAGCAUCUGUGCGACUUGGUGUCUUUGACCUGGUGCUACACCUUAUGGAAGCUGGGGAGAGACCAAAACCAGAUGCAGAGCCUCCCAGUCCGGGCUGGAGCCUGGGAAUGCAGGAAGAUGUCCUGAGGUCAGUGCUAAGGUUGUUCAAGGAAAAUAAGGAACGACAGGGCAGAAACGUCAAGGGAGGAAGGAAAGGAAGAAAGGGCGGAUCUGAAGGAAGCCCUGCCUGCAAGAUGCCAGGGGUAACACCUUGCUCCACAGGGCCAGACCCGAGGGUUUCUGAGCCGUGACUCUGGCUAAGCCCUUCACUGCUCUGGGCUGCAAAAGGAGGAUCACAGCACCUCCCGUGGGUGGGCAGGAUUACUUAAGAUGACGCAGGACAGCGCCCAGAGCAGCUUGGUGCUCCGGGAACGCCUUCCGCGGAAUGAAGCGGCCCAUGCCCUUGUUGACGUUGAUGUUUCCGUCUUCAAAGACGAUCUUGCCCUGGCUGAUGACCACUAGUGGGGAGCCGUGGCACUCCAUACCCUCGAAGAUGUUGUACUCCACCGCCUGCACCAACAGCCUCAGUGUUACUUCCCAGGAUUUGCUCUGCCCCAAACGAGCUGUUCAUAACAGCGAUUUUGCCUAACAUUAUAUCAUAAGCGUGUUCCAAUGUUUUUUUUUCUCUCUAAAAAUACCUUUUAUUGACUGUAAUAUUCCACUGUAUGGUCCACAGUGUAUAUAACCAACAACUCACCGUUGCGCAUGUAGGCUGCCGGUGGCUUUCUAUAAUCAAAUCAAUAUUGUUCUGGGGCAUCACAAAGAGGAAGGGGGUCCCCCGGGGUUAUGCAAUGUGGCUGCUUUGACUGUACUGGACAUAAAAAUAAGUAAAAUGUUCUUCAUUUUACUUAAAAUGUGUCUUUAAAUAAAAUUUUUUUCUCUAGGUUUCUAAAAUCAAA
Molecule: messenger RNA, 16397 nt
Organism: Homo sapiens (human)
Lineage: Eukaryota; Metazoa; Chordata; Mammalia; Primates; Hominidae
Gene: EVC
Product: EvC ciliary complex subunit 1
Exons: 24
Coding region: 181-3159 (992 amino acids)
Biological process (GO): cartilage development; positive regulation of smoothened signaling pathway; endochondral bone growth
Cellular component (GO): ciliary basal body; plasma membrane protein complex; plasma membrane
Source: RefSeq, a predicted model, not a curated record